GGGAAUGAACGCCGUAAACCAGAGGGACUCGAACCACGAACCCCGUGCUGAUUUUUCAAUGUCUAGAACUGAUGCGGAUGGAGACUCCAAUCCCGCUGUUUCUCAAACUGACACUGUUUCCAAGCAACCCAUCCAGGAAGCUCACAAAUACAUGGAGAUGAAGCCCAUAUCUCAUCAAAGAAUUCCACCCAGUCAACAAAACCAUACACCUGGUAACUCUUCUUCUCUGCACUUGACACUGUCAGCUUCUGCUUCAUCACGGAAAGAGAGUCCAGCCUCAGAUGCCAUACUUAAAAAAGAGUUUAAUUCCAGUGACAGAAGAUUCAUAUCAUGCUCAGGUCCUGCAACAUUUCCUCGGACUGGAGUUUCGCUAGACAGUCUAGAUUCGGUGAUCACAACAUAUUUAUGAUUUUUUUCACAUGAUUUAAUUGAAAAAUUGUCAUACUUCAUAGCUAGAAAAAAUGGGGUUUGUAGUACUUACCAUGAUUUCAGAAAAAUAUAUUUAGCAGAGACUGGAAACAAUCAUAAAA
Molecule: messenger RNA, 530 nt
Organism: Lytechinus variegatus (green sea urchin)
Lineage: Eukaryota; Metazoa; Echinodermata; Echinoidea; Temnopleuroida; Toxopneustidae
Exons: 2
Coding region: 5-409 (134 amino acids)
Source: RefSeq, a predicted model, not a curated record